AUGCAAGAAAAGCCGACCACCGUCGCCGCCUACGCGGCUGGGGCUUCCCUCGCAGCCGUUGCACUUUUCUACGUGUUCGGUCCCAACUACACCAUCGACGGAGACGAGUCCAACGAUAACAACCGCAAGAAGAGCAUUGUGGGCCUAUCCAACCUAGCCAAUGAUUGUUUCAUCAAUUCCGUGCUUCAAGCUCUAGCUGGAUUGGGCGACCUCCGCGUUUAUCUGAUUCGGGAGCUACACCGGCGCGAGCUUGAUGGGCCAGACAUUUACAACGCGGUGUCGAGCGAAGAUGAGCUGUCCCGCGGAGCGAAGCAAGACAAGGUGCGGGAGUUGCAGCAGGGAUUGAUUACGCAGGCAUUAAAGGAGAUGCUGGACAGAUUGAACGAGCGCCCGAUAUACAAGAAAACAAUUUCAGCUCGGGGAUUCAUUCAGUCGCUGGAGUUCGCGUUCCGCACGCGCAUCAGUCGUAACCAGCAGGAUGCACAGGAGUUCUUGCAGAUUAUCCUGGAGCGACUCUGCGAUGAGUAUCAUGCUGGUGUACGUGCAAGAAAAAGCGCUCUCGGUGCUAUUGGCGCGCCUGCUGGUCUGAGCGCACAGAGCCCAGAAGCUGAAACCACUUUACCCGACAGCUCGUCGGGAGUGGAAGUUCGGAUCGAUGAUGGGUCUCCUAAUGGCUUGCCUGCCAUUAUUGAUACAAAACUGAAGGAAAUUGAUAAUGAACCGGGAUUUCUGUUUGAGGGAAUGCUUGAGUCACAAAUCGAGUGCCAGUUCUGCCACUACCAGUACAAACCCAAUCAGACGGCAUUCGUCAACCUCACGUUACAGGUACCACAGAAAAGCUCAACCACCCUCAAUGCAUGCUUUGAUGGCCUUCUCAAAACGGAAUACAUCGAGGACUUCCGGUGCGAUCAUUGUCGCCUUCAACAUGCGAUAGGCAUGAAGACCCAAGAGAAGGCUCGAGCCCAUUCCCCGAGUGACCAAGAGCGACUGGGUCAAGAGAUCACUCGAAUCCAAGAAGCAUUGGAGAAGGACCCAGAAGCCGAACUUGAAGGCAUUGAGCUGCCACCUUCUGAUCUUGCACCGAAGCGACGUAUUGCCCGGCACAUGCGCAUUACAGCGUUCCCCAAGGUUAUUGCCAUUCACUUAUCGCGAUCAAUCUUCGACCGCAGUAGCUCUAGCAAAAAUGCUGCCAAGGUUUCAUUCCCCGAGCGACUACCGCUUGGAGGCAUCUUGAAUCAGACGUGGUUUAAGCUUCUAGCAAUUGUCUGUCACAAGGGCAGCCAUCACAGCGGUCACUACGAGUCCUUCCGUCGUAACCACAUCUACGCCCCAUUCUCUACCCCGGAGGCAUUCAGCUCGUAUGCACAGAGCCGCGUCGCCAGCGAGAACCCAUCGGAAGCUCCAAGUCCUCGCCUGGUACCCCUUAGUACAGACGAUAUAGGCGAUAGCAGUGGCCUCUCCCCAGCGACCUCUUCCCUCUCAUUAUCGGGAGCUCCAGCCAGCCAGACCUCCCCCUCAGUACCCCGGCCUACUACCUCCAGCUCUCGACGUUCUCUUCAUAGCACUUUUUCUCGGUCGUCGACUCCCCAACCGACCAGCUCAGAUAGCAGUCCGACCUUGGAUCCCGCACGGGCAAGUACCUCGUCGGCCCCACGAAGCUCUCGGACCAUCCCGCGCUCGUCUGCGGAAACCCCCACAGGGAUCGGAUCGCGUCUUCGUCGCAAGCGCAAAUCGAAUGAUCGGUGGUGGCGGAUUUCGGACGAAAAGAUCAAGGAAUGCAAGACCUCGGACGUGCUGGGCAUGCAGAAGGAGGUGUACUUGCUUUUCUACGAGAUCGAGCGGGCCGAAUCUAGCCCCACUGCCGAGGGACAUGACGGACGUGUGUAG
Penicillium verhagenii is the source of this 1887-nucleotide messenger RNA. Its product is annotated as putative ubiquitin C-terminal hydrolase. Gene Ontology annotation, biological process: protein deubiquitination. The record is from RefSeq and is a predicted model, not a curated record. The coding region runs from base 1 to 1887 and encodes 628 amino acids. Gene Ontology annotation, cellular component: cytosol; nucleus. Gene Ontology annotation, molecular function: cysteine-type endopeptidase activity; cysteine-type deubiquitinase activity. The transcript has a single exon. NCBI's taxonomy places the organism in Eukaryota, Fungi, Ascomycota, Eurotiomycetes, Eurotiales, Aspergillaceae.